CGCCAACAUCGCUCAGUUGUUGUGCGGCGUUGAAUACAAACGCGUCGAUAUCGCGUCGAGCGAAGCGAUACCCAAAGCGUAAAGCGAAACGAACCGAAAGAACGAACGAGAAGAAAAAAACAACGCGCGCGUGCGUUUUGCUGCCAACGUCGAUCGUCCACCGUGUGUAUGAGACGAACAGAGAUAUAUUAAGAGAGAAGGAAGGCGCAUCUACUGCAAAAUAGCACGGCGUGCGCCAUGGCCGAUUAUUUCGAUGAGCUGGGACAUACGCCCACGGGUCCGGAGGGCGCCAACGACUACGAUCGAAACUUUCGACGCCUUCAGGUCCUGGCCAUAAUGAAUGGCAUCGAUAUGGAGAUCGAAGUGCCCGAGGCAUCGAAGAGGGCCAUAGACGCGCUGCCCAUCCAUGAAAUUACAGCCGACGAGGUGAAGCCAGAUUUCGAGUGUUCCGUGUGCAAGGAGCCGGCCGAAGCUGGCGCCAAAUUCAAAGUUUUGCCAUGCAAACACGAGUUCCACGAGGAAUGCAUUUUGCUAUGGCUAAAGAAGGCCAAUUCAUGUCCCAUUUGCCGUUAUAUCUUUGAAACGGACGAUGAGGUCUACGAGGAGCUGCGACGUUUCCAGCAGGAUGAGCCCAAUCGACGACUGCGCCAAGAUAAUUUGAUGGAUUCCAUGUUUGGCUAAAAAAAAAAA
Drosophila navojoa is the source of this 690-nucleotide messenger RNA. RefSeq names its product E3 ubiquitin-protein ligase RNF181 homolog. Gene Ontology annotation, biological process: protein ubiquitination. Lineage: Eukaryota; Metazoa; Arthropoda; Insecta; Diptera; Drosophilidae. Gene Ontology annotation, molecular function: ubiquitin protein ligase activity. Gene Ontology annotation, cellular component: cytoplasm. The record is from RefSeq and is a predicted model, not a curated record.